GUUAAUGAUAAUAAAUACCGCAAGUCUCUAAGUGAAAGGGAAGAUACAGCAUGAAUAUUAGACAUUUGAUUGUAAUUUGCCAAAUACUUAUCUUUACAUGUAGCGGUACUUAUUCCACAGUAUACUAUUCUGGUGUCGAAAAGAAAACAUUUUAUGAUGCUGAAACAGCAUGUCAAGAAUUUGGCGGGAAUCUUUUGAGUUUUGGACAACUAUUCGUUAAGGCUUUGUUAACAUGUCAACAAUAUGUAUACGUUUGGAAUGGGAGGCCAGUUUAUAAACAAUUACAGGGAUGUUAUACGGGAGAUGCAAGCAAGAAAACUCCAACAGAUCUUCGGAAAUCCGAUAAACGCAUUGCCAUAUGUGCUGAUUUUUGCAUAAGUGACAAUUUUACUCACUUUGGAAUAACUACAACAGAAUGCUUUUGUUAUGAGCUAGGAGACUUUGCCAGUCUGAAUAGAUCCGCCUCCUGUGACGUUUCAGUAUGUCCAGGGAACUUAUACGAUAUGUGCGGAGUAGAUCGUCAUCAAAUUUUGUAUGAGAAAGAUAAAGAGUUUGAUAUAGGGUCAUGUCAUGCCAGGAAUGUUCAUACAAAUGGAUAUAGUCACAGAUUCAUUGGAUAUUGCAAAGAAACUUUACCAUAUCUUUGUAAAGUUGGUGGUUCAGAUGACGUCAGGUGCUCUUUAACCGAAUCAACGCCUACAGUUAUUACUUCUUCAACUGACAAUACCGAUACAGUAAUAGUCAGUAUGACUGUGGUCGAUAAUUCUAAAAUUGACCGUAACACCACAGCAAGUGAUAGAAGUUCUACUUUAUCAACGUUAAGAAGUAAAGUGACUAAUCAAGCCUUAACUAAAACAAAAGAAUCUAACAAAAAAGAUAUAAUCAUUGGCGUUGCAGUAUCAAUGGCUUCUUUCUUGUUGUUGUUCGUCGCUUUUAUAUAUAUUAAAACUAGGAAAAAGAAGACGAAGACAAUGGAAUCGAGUGACAAUGCAGUCCCAAACGUAUAUUUCACGAACACAAAAGAGGACAGCGGAGAUAUAUAUUAUACUUCAGUGCAAUAUAACAAGUUCUCUGGAUCAUCUGAAAUCAAUCCAUUCAAAGCUAGAAAUCAAAUGUACGACGAGGAAUACCUAGUCUUCAAUCAACCUACAAUGAAUGAUUGAAAAUAAAAUAAAGCAAACUUUUGA
This is a messenger RNA of Mytilus californianus (California mussel), 1187 nucleotides long. RefSeq lists its product as uncharacterized. The record is from RefSeq and is a predicted model, not a curated record. The coding region runs from base 51 to 1163 and encodes 370 amino acids. The transcript is spliced from 8 exons. Lineage: Eukaryota; Metazoa; Mollusca; Bivalvia; Mytilida; Mytilidae.